This is a messenger RNA of Suillus clintonianus, 1955 nucleotides long. RefSeq names its product putative halogenase. The record is from RefSeq and is a predicted model, not a curated record. Lineage: Eukaryota; Fungi; Basidiomycota; Agaricomycetes; Boletales; Suillaceae. Gene Ontology annotation, molecular function: FAD binding; catalytic activity. The transcript has 12 exons. The coding region runs from base 167 to 1789 and encodes 540 amino acids.
AUGAGCUCCCCUCCAACAGUUCCAUCAUCAUGAUCCCACUCGCUGACAGCUAUCGGUUAUUUGGUAUUUUACCCCACUCGUUUAAGCAGGUAUUCCUACCUAGCCAGUACUCAUUGCUCGGCACCUAAGACUCAACCUGUACUUUCCUACAAUCCCCUUUGCAGAAAUGGCCAUUGAAGCACUUCCAAGCUCAACUCAAAUCCUUGUUGUCGGCGGCGGACCCGCCGGAAGUUAUGCUGCUGCUGCUUUGGCUCGAGAAGGUUUUGAAGUCACUCUUCUCGAAGCCGUGAAGUUCCCUCGAUAUCAUAUUGGCGAGAGCUUACUUCCGUCGGUCCGCCGUUUCUUGGGAUUUAUUGGUGCAGAGGAAAUGAUCAAGAACCACGGGUUCGCAGUUAAGCCUGGCGCUGCAGUAAAGUUGAAUCAGUUCAAGCGAGAAGGAUACACAGAUUUCGUUGCGCUAGACCCAAAUAACGGGUCUUGGAAUGUGGUUCGAUCAGAAUUCGACGAUUUGCUAUUUCGCCAUGCUGCGAAGUGUGGCGCGACUGUGUUCGACAACAUCAGAGUCACUGAACUUCAGUUCCAGGGCGAAAGACCUGUUUCAGCCAACUGGAGAAAUACCAGCACAGGAGUAGAGGGCUCUAUCUCUUUCGACUACCUUGUUGAUGCGUCGGGAAGGAACGGGAUGAUGUCCACAAAGUACCUCAAGAACAGACACUAUAACAAGGCCCUCAACAACGUUGCAUGCUGGGGAUACUGGGAUGGGACCGGCUCUUACAUGCCGGGUACCACUCGCCAGAAUGCUGUCUGGGUCGAAGCACUUGAAGAUGAGUCUGGAUGGGCUUGGUUCAUCCCUCUUCACGACGGAUCCACGUCUGUUGGAGUUGUGAUGGAUCAAGAGUCGAGCAACCGUAAGAAGAAGGCAAACCGUGCAACCUCAAGCGGAUCCGAAUCAAAUCUUCAGACUCAUUAUAAGGAAGAAUUAAACCGAGCUCCUGGUGUCCUCAAAUUGAUCGGAAAGGGCACUCUUCGAAAUGAUGGCAAACCGGAAGCUGUGAAAUCUGCGAGCGAUUUUAGCUACUCUGCUUCCUCCUAUGCCGGGGAUCAUUUCCGCGUGGCGGGGGAUGCUGGAGCAUUCAUUGACCCAUUCUUCUCGUCUGGAGUCCAUUUGGCUAUGACAGGAGGACUUUCGGCUGCUCUCACGAUUGCUGCGUCGAUUCGGGGACUAUCCAGCGAAGAUGAUGCCCAGCGUUGGCACACCUCAAAGAUUGGCAGCUCUUACACGAGGCAUGUGGACUUGGUCACUGGAGUGGUAGCAGCUAACGUUAUGUUUCUUCUUGUCGUCCUUGGGACCUACAAACAGAUCCGCAAUCAGGCUAUGCCAGUCAUGAGCGAUGUGGAUGAGGACAAUUUUGACAAAGCCUUUGAUAUCCUCAGGCCGGUGAUUCAAGGAACAGCAGAUGUCGGUAAGACGCUAACAGAAGACGAACUCCAGAAAACAAUGGACUUCUGUCGUCAUAUAUUUGCACCGACUGAUCCCGAGAUGCACUCGGCAGUCAAAGCUAGAUUGGAUCCUGCCCUAACAUCCCCAGACGCACCCGUUUUGUUAGAACAAGAUAUCGAUCGCUUGAUCGGAGAUACUGAUGAGGAAGCCAAGAUCGUUUUGAGUGAGAUCAACGCGCGGAAGCCCAUCCAUACGAUGUACAACCCCACGGAGAACUUUGGUGAAGAGGAACACUUUGGUUUCAAAGCUGUCCUAGAACGAGGCAAAUUGGGUCUGGUGUCUACGUAGGCGUUGCUAGGGCUAGUGGUGCGGAGUCGUGAUGUUUCACGACUCCUGUCGUGAUUGUAGAAUCUAUUUAGAUGGAGUAGUGGUACCUGGGGGGUGUCCUAUAUAUAUUAAGAUUUAACUAUGCUCCCUCCAAUAUUGAUGAGAAAGCCAAAUGAGGUUAGUAGAG